Messenger RNA from Fraxinus pennsylvanica, 1398 nucleotides. The record is from the annotation of a GenBank genome assembly. Lineage: Eukaryota; Viridiplantae; Streptophyta; Magnoliopsida; Lamiales; Oleaceae.
AUGAUGGUAAAUAGUGGGUAUAGUAUUGGGGCUAAUUGGGGUACACAGGCAUCUCAUCCCCUGCCUCCUUCAACUGUUGUGAAAUUACUAAAAGAUAAUGGAAUUCAAAAGGUGAAGCUGUUUGAUGCUGAAUCAAACGUUUUGAAUGCUCUGAGAGGGUCAGGGAUUGAGGUUAUGGUGGGCAUCCCAAAUGAUAUGUUGUACACUCUUUCUAAUAGUGUUGAUGCUGCUGAAAGAUGGGUGGAGAGGAAUGUUUCGGUACAUGUUUCAUCAAAUAGUGUCGACAUAAGGUAUGUUGCAGUAGGGAAUGAACCGUUCCUAUCGACUUACAACGGAACCUUCCUUUCCACAACUUUUCCAGCUCUUAAGAACAUUCAGGCAGCCCUGAUUAAAGCCGGCCUUGGCAAUCGAGUGAAAGUCACUGUCCCACUCAAUGCUGAUGUAUACCAGAGUUUGACCGAGCAACCUUCAACUGGCGAUUUCCGGCCUGAUAUUCAUGACCUCAUGAUCGAGAUUACUAAUUUCUUGAGUCUUAAUGCAGCUCCGUUCACUGUCAAUAUUUACCCAUUCAUAAGUCUCUACAAUGAUGCCAACUUUCCAGUGGAUUAUGCCUUCUUUGAUGGAUACUCAUCGCCUAUCAAUGACAACGGGAGGAUAUACACCAAUGUGUUUGAUGCGAAUUAUGAUACCCUGAUAUGGGCUCUUCAGAAGAAUGGAUUCGAUAACUUGAGCAUAAUAGUCGGAGAAAUUGGUUGGCCAACGGAUGGCGACAGGAAUGCAAAUAACAGGUUAGCACAAAGGUUUAAUCAAGGUUUCAUGUCCCAUAUCUCGGGAAACAGGGGGACCCCAAUGAGACCAGGCCCCGUGGACGCCUACUUAUUUAGCCUAAUCGACGAGGACGCCAAAAGUAUCCAACCAGGUAACUUUGAACGACAUUGGGGAAUAUUCUACUUCGAUGGUACGCCAAAGUACAAUCUCAGCUUGGGUGGCAAAUCAGGAGGUGUGGUACCAGCAAGCAACAUUAGGUAUCUGCCCCGUCGUUGGUGCGUGCUCUCAUCCUCUGCAAAUCUUCAAGAUCCUCAACUAGAACCCAGUGUAAGUUAUGCUUGUUCUCAUGCUGAUUGUACGAGUCUCGGUUAUGGGACAUCUUGUCAAAAUUUGGAUGCUCGGCAAAACAUUUCGUACGCGUUUAACAGCUAUUACCAGGAAAACAACCAGCAGGACAGUGCCUGCAGAUUUCCGAACCUUUCGGAGAUCACAAACAAUGAUCCAUCGGUUGGAGAGUGUAGAUUCAAAAUCAUGAUCCAAACCACAAAUUCCAGGAAUGGAGGGUUCUUUCUAGAGCCAGUUAAUAUGUUGCUUCAAGUGCUUAUGUUCAUAUUGUUACUCCUGUUGUGA